GAGGUUAUCGCUAUAACUACGUAUUUCUAACCUUCAUACAAAGUUGUAUAAAUUCAAUUUGAUUUUUCUCAUGAAAUAUCAUAUUUAACUAUGCCGCCAAAUCGCGAUUCCAGUGGUGAAUCUGGAUCGGAUUCUGAAAGUGGCUCGGCUUCCUCUGCUUCGAGUCGCAGUGGUAGUCCAGCAUCUUCGCAUGCCCCAUAUCAAACUCCAAGAGCAGCUACAACCGAUCAUUCCGAGGAUGAAGGAGAUCGUCGUUCAAAAUCAUCAAAUUCGAGUAGAUCUAGAUCGAAUAGCCGAUCACCCAGCAGGCCUAAAUCUAGCAGUCCUCGGUCACAAAAGUCCGCCAGAUCGAGGAGCAAGUCACCAGUGAGCGUGAGAUCGCAUAAAUCUACACGAUCCCAAAGCAAAUCUCCAACAAGGUCUGGCUCUCGGCACUCCAGUGUCAGAUCCGUAGAGAGCAACAAAUCUGGUUCUCAAAGGUCAAGAAGCGGAUCGGCACAUUCGGCACACUCUGGAAGUGCUACAUCCGCAAAGUCAAAUCACUCACGUUCACCUUCCCCCCAAGGAAGUCACAGAUCGGCGAGCCCUAAAUCGGCCAUCAGUAGAAGAUCCGUUUCGAAUUCGCCAAAGAGUCGUAGGUCCGGAAGUCGAGCCUCGCAGAUGAGUAAUCGCUCGGGUAGCCAAACGUCCCAGGCGAGCAGACGCUCCGGAAGUCAGACUUCAAGAGGGAGCAGGCGCUCGGGUAGUCAAACGUCGAGGACGAGCAGACGCUCGGGAAGUCAAACCUCAAGGACGAGCAGACGUUCGGGGGGCAGCCAGACAUCGCGAACCAGCAGGAGGUCGUCUUCCGGAGGAUCGCACAAGAGCAACAGGUCGAGAAGUGAUUCAGCGGAUAGUAGAAGGUCGGCUAGUGGCUCGAGGAAGAGCGCGAGCCCCAAGUCAUCGCGGAGGUCGCAAAGUCCCAAAGCCGACAAAAGCGACAACGAAUCGGAAAAAUCUCUUAAGAUAGCGACCGAGGAGGCGGUGAAGAAGCGAAGCCACGACAGCGAGUCGGACUCGGACGGCGCUAAGAUAGCGAAGAAGAAGCGCCAGCUGAUCGACACGGACUCGGAGCCAGAAGACGAGACCCAGAAGGCGAACGAGGAAAAGGGUGAGCAGCCGACGGCGGACGCCCUCUUCGGGGACGCGAGCGACAUCAGCAGCGACGACGAGAAGGCCGAGGAGGAGAAGGAGGAGAAGGAGGAGAGUGCCCCGGCCAAAGGGAAGAGCCGCAGCAAGAGUCGCAGCAGGAGCAGGAGCAGGAGCAAGAGUAGAAGCAGGAGCAAGAGUAGGAGCAAGAGCCGGAGCAGGAGCAGGGAACGUUCCGAGGAGAGAACCCAAAUAUCUGUGGUCGAGGAUGAAGACGAUAAGGAAAAGGAGGAAGAGCCCGAGCCGCCUCCAGAAACAAGAAUCGACGUUGAAAUCCCGAAAAUUACGACUGAUCUCGGUCGCGAGAUACACUUCGUUAAAUUGCCCAACUUCUUAUCAGUCGAGACUCGUCCAUUUGACCAUGAAACUUACGAAGAUGAAAUCGACGAGGAGGAGACUCUGGACGAGGAAGGUCGAGCCAGACUUAAACUCAAAGUCGAAAACACAAUAAGGUGGAAGGAGGUGUUUACCGAGGAUGGCAAGAUGGAAAAGGAGAGCAACGCGAGAUUCGUGAAAUGGUCGGACGGCAGUAUGUCCUUACAUCUCGGCUCGGAGAUAUUCGACGUUUAUAAGCAGCCGCUCCAAGGAGAUCACAAUCAUUUGUACAUUAGGCAGGGUACGGGUUUGCAAGGUCAAGCGGUUUUUAGAACAAAGCUGACGUUCCGCCCGCACUCGACGGAGUCCUUCACUCACAGGAAGAUGACGAUGUCCCUUGCGGAUCGCUCUCAAAAGACCAGUGGCAUCAAGGUGCUGUCGCACGUCGGCAUGAAUCCAGAUCAAAAUAAAUACGAGAUGAUCAAGAAAGAGGAGGAGAAACUGCGUAUGGCGAUGCGCGUGCAAAGUAAGCCGAAAAAGUCGAGUGGCGGCGGCAGAGGCUCGAAUCGCGCGGCCGCUAAUUACGGAAACGACACUUAUCACGACGAGGGUUCGGACGACGAAAAUGCCAUAUCACUAGCUGCCAUAAAGAACAAGUACAAGAAGGCCGCGGCGAGCGGAGGCAUGUCAAAACUAACUUCGAAUAUUUACUCGUCCGAUGAGGAAUGCUCCGACUUCGAAGCCGGCCGACCAAAGAAGCAUCCCAAGAGCAAAGCACUUAAGGACUCGGACGACGAGUCCAAGUCGGGCUCGGAGGAAGAGGAGUCGGGAAGCGGCGAGGAGAACGACGAGGAGGCCGAUGAUGCCGCCGAGGAGAACGGCAGUGACGACGAUUAAAGAUGGCUACGUGGCUAAAUUAGUUGAUCUAUUGAAUAACAUAUUAUAUUGAAUUCGUCCAAUGAUACGCUCGCAGUCGCGAGAUUAUUCGAGACUUUUCGGAGUUACUUUUGCCGAAGAUAAAAUAAUGUUGUCCAGUUAUAAAUUUUGUUCAUUAAGUCGUAAGUUGCGCGAUUAUGUGAAGCUGUAGUUAAAUGAAUGAGUGGAGAUGACUUUUUAAUACUGUACGUAAAAAUGUAUUUUACAAUAUAAGCAAUUGAAAUUGAGAA
This is a messenger RNA of Ceratosolen solmsi marchali, 2669 nucleotides long. It is a transcript of the gene Atu, whose product is annotated as Another transcription unit. The coding region runs from base 91 to 2400 and encodes 769 amino acids. Gene Ontology annotation, molecular function: RNA polymerase II C-terminal domain phosphoserine binding. The record is from RefSeq and is a predicted model, not a curated record. Gene Ontology annotation, cellular component: Cdc73/Paf1 complex; nucleus. The transcript is spliced from 9 exons. NCBI's taxonomy places the organism in Eukaryota, Metazoa, Arthropoda, Insecta, Hymenoptera, Agaonidae. Gene Ontology annotation, biological process: positive regulation of transcription elongation by RNA polymerase II; transcription elongation by RNA polymerase II.